This is a messenger RNA of Fusarium tjaetaba, 3216 nucleotides long. RefSeq lists its product as uncharacterized. Gene Ontology annotation, molecular function: 5'-3' DNA helicase activity. The coding region runs from base 1 to 3216 and encodes 1071 amino acids. NCBI's taxonomy places the organism in Eukaryota, Fungi, Ascomycota, Sordariomycetes, Hypocreales, Nectriaceae. The transcript has 7 exons. The record is from RefSeq and is a predicted model, not a curated record.
AUGGCAACAACAGAUCCAGCAACAGUCACGGAAGACUGCGCUGUAUUCUUUGGCCAUCAUGGUCCGCUCAUCGCCAGCGGCGACAAAAUUGGCCUUCACACCAAGAUCAAGGCUCAGCUCCGCUCGGUACAAGCGUGGGAUUGUGACACAUGGAUUGGCCUCACACUCGACUUUCCUUUGGGGAAAGACCAGAAAGCAAAUGAGGAGGCCGGCUUUGGCGUGCGGUAUCGAGCCCCGGAACAUGGUUCACAAGACAAGUCAAAGCUUUGCGAUUACCACCAGAUCCGAAUCAAGUUUCCUAGUAACUUUUCCCACGAAGUCCAGCAGGGACAAUCCCCGAGUACGUUCACGAACGAGCACCUCAGCUACGUAAAGAUACAUUUUGGCGAGAGUCGAGCUACAAUCGAAGGCUUCGGUGUCCCAUUCGCGAACCAAGAAGAUCACCAGGUUGAAAGCUGGAUCAAAGGAGACGCCCCCAUCGCGGGAGAAUACGAUAUCCUGGACAUCGUCCAGCAGCAAAGUCUAUAUCUGGUCUUGCCCGCAAAAAGCAGUCUUGUCAAGAUCCUCGGCACUACUCAAAACUUAUCGACUUUCCGAUAUCCUUACAGUGAAGACUUGUCUUGGGAUUUUACUUGUCUUGAGAAAGAGCUCCGAGAAAACAAGGGCCAACAGUUCGCGCCACUUUACAGUCACCCCACUGCCGUUUCGCACAUGAUAGCUGUGAGUCAGUCUAUUGUACAAGACAUAGUAUGGCUACACCAAGCGGCGGAUCGAUUAGGGCAGCCAGGUGCAAUCUGGCCAGGCGCAAGCAUCCGAUACUGGGAUGUCGACUUCAAAGCGAAACAUACCCGAAUGCCAGGCUACUUCUUCCAAUGCAAUUGGCCCGUCCUGGAGGCUUCUGGUCAAACAAAGAACCUUUGGGCUGGAGGUAUUCACCUCGCGCCAGAGUUGUGUCAAAUUGCGCCAUUAGGGCGACUGGAUCGCUAUGCCCGACACCGAAAAAGCCCUACCGAUCUGAUCUUGGUUGUUAUGGGAGAAGCACACAUGAGAACCUACCAGGAUGCGGUAGGGGGUUGCACUAUCAGAUACCGUAAUGGGCAGGCCCUCGACAAACUCAAAAUGUUUGCUGACCGGCAGAGUGCUAGCGAGGCGCUCUUGAAAGGGGAUAAAAGUUGGAACUACGUGUCUCUGAAGUUCGAUCUUUAUACCGACGAAUCUCGGCGCCGAGUUGAGGCUGCUAUUACGUUUCAUCCUAAAGCACGCCCAUUCCAAGCCCCCGCGCAAUGGAUAAUAACAAAGAGAUAUUCUCGAACUGAUACCCAGAAGGACGCCCUGCCAGAUGACUUGACUCAUGAACAGCAGCAGCUGUUGGAUGAAGUCAAUGACAAAAUGGAUCUACAUCGGUCUGUUUUAUGUGGCGCAGGAUUUUAUGACUGGAUGAUGAAGACCGAUGGCAACAGCACAUGGAGGCCGCUGCCAACAGUUAACCUACUCGAUAUUGAGGAUCAGACUUACGUUGACGCCAUCCUCGAAAUGGCUCUGCCAGAGUAUCGUGCCCGCUUCAGAUCCUAUAUGAGUAACAAAGCACUGGGUAUUGGUAUCAUAACAGGCCCUCCAGGAUGUGGAAAGACAACGCUAGGUGCUACCGCGACGCUUGCCUUACAGGCAAAGGUCGGCAAAAUAGUCUGUUCAGCGCCAACCGAUGCAGCUGUAGACAACUUCGCAUAUCAUCUUGACAAGCAAACUCGGGAUAUCACAGAAAGCUUGAACGCGGGAAAGUCUCUGGACGACUCAAGCCGGUAUCGUCGCAAGCUGGUCGUUCGAUUGUACUCACCCUGCGAAGAGAGAAACGCCUUUUACAUGCUUUUGGACAGGCCUGAGCUUGGUAAAGAAGUUCUGAAUACCUUGAAAGUCGCAGGAGAACCCAAUGAGGAAGUCGACUGGAAGUUCCAUCUAUCAGCCGCUUACUGGCUUUUGCUUCUCUUCAGAUCGCCCGCUGUAGAUCGGAGUCUUGGACCCGAUGACAGCUUAGCUUUACACAAGAUGCAGAAAAUCAUUGAUGAAGAUGAAAUGAUCGAGCCCAUACGAGAGGGUUUCCCAGAAGCUAUCAGGGAAUAUCUAGAUGAUCAUUUCACUGAUUUCCUGGACAUGUUACUUGGAGAAGCGGACGUGAUUUGCGCUACACCAAUUCAUUCAGAGUUCGGACAUGGCACAUGCCCAUAUGAGACAUGGAAGGGGACUUUGGCACAAGGAGUUGUAGUUGAUGAAGCAGGAACAAUGGACAGACCUGAUCUGUACCGUGUCUGGGGAAACACGUUACUUCCCUGCCUCCUCAUUGGAGACACAAGAUCGGAACAGCCAACAAUUCAGACUACUAGUGAGAAAGAACCAGACACUGAGAACUACUACAAUCGUUUUGCGGGGGAUGGCCAACUCUCUGGUCUAGAGUUCCUUCAAGCCUCUGGCCUUCCAGUCUUCCGUCUCGAUACACAAGUUCGUAUGGCCAAGGGCAUGUACGACUUGGCUGCCCAAGUAUUUUACCCCCAGCUCCCGCUUCAGUAUCACCAGCGCGACCACGACAUCACUGACCAGCAGCCCAAUGUUGGACGAGAGCUCGAGGCUUAUGUGCGCAUGAAGUAUCCAGUGUUGCGCAAACCGCCAGACGGCAUUCUUCACCAGCCAUUGUUCAUUCAUCGACAAAACUCAACGAUUUACAAGGACGUCGACGGCUCACAGGCCUGCCAAGAACAGGACAGUGCCGUCUUGAGCUUCGUUGCUGGGUUAGUCACCCACUCAGCCAUUGAUCCCGCACAGAUCGUUAUUCUCACGCCUUGGUUCGCUAAUGCGGUACUCAUCGAACGUAAGCGCAACCAAAAGAGGUUUGAAAUUUUGAAGAAUAUGCCGGAAGCCGCCACCAUCGAAAGCUAUCGAGGAAGAGAGUCCGAUAUCGUUGUCGUAGUGAUGUCCACCACGCGUGACACGGGACCCGACAUGACUGCGAAUGAGCAUCUGCUCAUCACCAUGCUCACCCGCCACAAGAGCGGAUUGGUCAUUUUUGGGGACAUUUGUACGAGUGGUGUGAUCGGAGAAGACCGUAAUGGGAAGCUCUUCAAAAUCAACAAACCUGGACAGGAGCUCAAUGCGCUACAGAAGAUCGAUGAGACGCUCUUCGAUCAGGGGCGAGUCGCUGUGUAUUCUACGAAGUUGGGCAGGUAA